AUGAAACAACAGCAGCAGUACGAACCCAAUUCCCAUGUAGCUACUCAAUCUCUUCACCAAGAGCAUCCAGGAAAGGAGUCACCGCUACCACAAACACUCCAAGUAUGUUCCCAACCAAUGAACGAUUCUUCGGUUGUUCCCUCUAACAAAGGAGAAUCAUCCACAAAGGUAUUGGACGACAAAGCGUACCGAGAGAAUUGCCCUUUAAGUGAAUUCACCCACGAUGAAGCUUGCAUCUUACUAGUGAAAAUUAAUGGAAUUCAUGAUCUUGUAGAUUCACUAAUGUCGAACGAUCAACUUCAUAAUAGUACCAAUGAGCCGAGGGACGAUUCGACUGAACGAUGGAACAGAGGAGCAACCCUCUCGUCCCAUAAUUCUGCACUACAUCACAAUAACAAUAUUUUCAGUCAUGUGACACCUACUCAACCAAAGAAUUCUUUAGUCCAACACCACACCUCACACCUAGAAUCAAGCCGACGGUCUCAACAAGUGCAACAUGUGUGCAAGAGCAUUUCUAAUAUUUAUACUGUUCUCAUAAGCAUCAUUUACAGUCUUGGUGGUGAUUUGGAGCGAUUUGAUCCUGAAGAACUUGUAUGUCAGUUUCAUUCGCCUCAAAUUGACCCCACGAGAUCGAUUAACGAAUCUCUUCUUUCAGCCAUUGAGUGUGGAUUAAGAAUUCAAAAAACAGAUCUCUCAAAAACGUUUAAAUCUUUGCAAAAUAGAAAACUCGAGGUUCGUUGUAUUGUCACAUUUGGUCCUGUGAAAGCGUAUCAUGUAGGUGGCCACAAGAAUCGCUGGUUUAGGCUCUUCACAGGCAGUGCUUUCAAUGAAGCCAAUGAAAAGAUCCAACAAUGCAAAGCAGGUCAAGUGGUGUUCACUCGCUCUGUGUACAAUCGUGUCAAGCAAAGCGUUCUUACCGUUGGUGAUAAGGAGUUGUCCACUAAAGGCGUAGUGGUUGCAGAUAUGGUUAAAAAAGAGGUAGCACAGAGCGGAGUUCAAAACAUUACGUUCCAUGCAUCCUUUGGACGAAUUAUCAAAAUGUUUAUUCCACCUCUAUUAUCGAAAGCUACAACAGAUGAGGAGCGAAUUGACUAUAUGCCUGAUCUUGUUUGUUCCUUGAAAAUUGGCCAAAACAACCUCAUGACCUCUCCAGAGGAUUCUGAUCUUCAAUUGACAGGUCGUCAUGAAUUAGUCCGAAUUGUACAUCAAGCAAUGGGUAAAUACGAUCAAAAAGAGCUAUGUAAAAUGUUUGAAGAUACUCAGCAUACGAUAACAGUGAUAUUUUCAUUUGCAAUAGGAAAGAUGAAAGAGUAUGAGACCUUAUUUGACAUGCUGAACGAGAUUGCACAACAAGUGGACACUAUUGGAAUUGGAAUUUCUUUUGGUUAUUGUUUAAGAAUUGCAAAUUUUGGAUCUGAAAUACGAAGAGAUUUUGGCCUAUUUGGACGAGUGGCAAACACUUCUUUGCAACUCAUGAGAGAAUCGUACUCGAAUUAUGAAAGUUACAUAUUAUGCGAGCCACAGGUUGCAGAACUAGUUUUUCACAAUUAUGAAAAGGAAAUUAUUACAAUUAACGAUGAGAAGUACGUCAAGCUGUUAAAGAGCUUGCGUAAUAACGAUGUUACGGCAAGUGUCACAGGAGAAAACGCCGAGCAAAUAUCUCUUAACUUUUCUAUAAGCGGUUUACGUAAGGAGCAUGAAACCAAUGUCAGAACAAGUAGACAGCUGUUUAUGGAAGAAGUAGAUACUAUGAUUUCUCAAUUAAUAUCACUCAAAGGGUGUGAAGUUAACAAAAGUAUUGAAAAGAAUAAGGUUAUUGUGAUUAAGGGAGAAAAAGGAUUAGGUAAAACAUAUGUACUACGCAAGAUAUUGGAAAAAUGGAAAAACAAGAUUGUAUGUUUGACCAACAACUCUAAAUUCUGCUUAGCAAAGCCAUGUUCGUUAUUUCAUGAAAAUUUGAAAAUGAUCGUGACAGAAUUCUUUCUAAGGCAACUAGGGAUUGAUUUGGAUUAUACUUGUUUCGAUGCUGUAUAUAGUACACUAUCAUCGGAUCAAAAACAACAAGUGGUGUCAAGUGUUAUUAAGAACGAUCAAGAAUUUGAAACGUUGGCUAAAUAUUGUUUUUUAUUGAACCCAAUUUUAGGCAUUCAUUUUCGUACCAGUGAGGCAGUGGAUAGUUUAGAUGAGUCUACAACAAUUCGAAAAGCCUCACAACUUGUAAGCAAAAUUCUACUACGUGGAUGGAAACAUCUUGGAUAUUCCAACCAAGAACCAUGGUUAUUAUUUUGUGACGACAUCCAUUUAUAUGAUCCCUAUUCGAGAGGAGUACUAGAGUAUUUGUUCAAGUUCGCUCACACCGAAGGAAUGAGUCCUGGUCUAUUGUUCAUCACCAUGAAUUUAACUCAAGAGGUUGUCCCGAGUCUUCAUGAUGAUGCAAUCAUGAUGGAACUUCAAAGUAUUCACUCCAACGAGGAAGAUUCCUUGAAUGAGCUUCAGCAAUGGUGUGAGGUGUCCACUCUUACAUUGGAGUUACCUAGUUUGUCGAAAGAAAUGGUAGAAAAUUGUAUAUUUGAAAUGACCACGUCCGAAGAUUGUUAUUCGUAUUUGACACCAAAUUGUGAAGGAGUGGAAGCUUGCUUAACACAGUUUAUUUUCGAGAAAACUGAAGGAAAUGCUCUAUCCAUCUCUCUACUAUUACUUUUUUUAAAUGACAUGAAGUUAUUAAGGGUAAAUGACAAAAAUAUGCUUGACUUUGACCGGAGCUUUUCUGUGUCUCAAUUACAUUUACCACAAACACACUCAGAAUAUUAUUCGCGUCAACUUCAACAGCUAGUUCAUGAGAAACAACUUGUAUUGGAAGUGGCUGCGCUGAACGGUGGCUAUUUUGAUUUGAAAACGAUCGUCAAGGGAGCAACUUGUCUGGACUCGACAAUUACACCAGAGAGAAUUAGAGCCGUUCUUUGUGAAUUGGUUCAUACGCAUGGUAUCUUGGAAGUGGUAGAGCAGUUUCGCUUUCAACAAUGCCGUAAUAGGCAUGAAGAGACUUUUUACACAUUCAAAAAUCGUGGCCUGCAAACAUAUCUCAAAGAUGUGCUGUAG
Naegleria lovaniensis is the source of this 3099-nucleotide messenger RNA. RefSeq lists its product as uncharacterized. The coding region runs from base 1 to 3099 and encodes 1032 amino acids. Gene Ontology annotation, molecular function: adenylate cyclase activity. The transcript has 2 exons. The record is from RefSeq and is a predicted model, not a curated record. Gene Ontology annotation, cellular component: cytoplasm. Lineage: Eukaryota; Heterolobosea; Eutetramitea; Acrasida; Naegleriidae.